UUAAUUUUGAUGAUAAAAAUAGAUUUGAAUUACAAACAAAUUGCUUUACAUUGGAGAAAGAUUGACCUCUAACAGACAAAUUUUUUAUGAUCAUUUUCUUUUGGUUUGGAUUGAUUUUUUUCCUAAUUCAGUAAUUGGCAUUCAGUUCAACAGAAUCAUGCAGGAUUCAGAGUGUAUAACAACAUUGAAAAUUCUAAUUGUUGGGGAAAGUGGUGUUGGAAAAUCUAGUUUGCUCCUGAGGUUUACGGAUGACACAUUUGAUCCAGAGCAGAGUGCAACAAUUGGAGUCGACUUCAAAGUCAAGACCUUCACUGUGGAAGGCAACUGUACCAAACUUGCAAUUUGGGACACAGCAGGUCAAGAGAGAUUCCGUACUCUGACUCCAAGCUACUACCGUGGUGGCCAGGGCGUGAUCAUGGUGUAUGAUGUUACUAACAGACACACAUUCUCCAAACUGGAUAUGUGGUUGUCAGAAGUUGACACUUAUGCAACCAAGCCUAACUUGGUUAGAAUGCUGGUUGGCAAUAAAAUUGAUAAGCCUGGUCGAGAGGUAAGCAGAGAGGAAGGAUUGGCAUUCGCUCGUCGUCAUGCGAUGUUGUUCAUCGAAGCCUCUGCAAAAACACAGGAUGGUGUUCAGUGUGCAUUUGAAGAGUUAGUUCAAAAGAUCCUGCAGACACCAGGGCUGUGGGAAGUUGACAACAGGAGUCAGGGUGGAGGUUUCUCUGUCUCCAGAGAAGACACUGCUGCUCAACAGUCGAGCUGUGGUGGCUAUUGCUCCCUUGUGUAGAUUAUGUUACAGCUGACCGUUAUUGGACGAAUUUGAGUCUUCGGUGACAGUUCACCACAAACUAUUCCUGCAUAUGCACACUUUAUUUCCUACCAAUUUCGUUCUGUAGGACGAAAUGAAUCGUGGUCACUUAAUUGCAAGUGACACAUUCUUUUAAAAGCAUUGGUUAUAUCAUACAUGUUUUGUAUUUGGUGUCUGUUGGAGAUUUUUGAGUUCAAGAGCCUUUCAUACUUGGGUUCCGAAUUUCAUCACUAAAUAUAGCUUUUUUUUGAUGUUCUGGAGUAUUUUUCUAUUGCAAUCUUCCAGCGUUUUCCCUACCUUGUCUAUAUGGUCAUAUACUGAGAGUCUGGAAAACGACCUAUUUUAAUAAUACAUUUUAAUGUUCAGAAAUAAAUGCUUAGUCCGAUAUAGUUUGUGUUUGCUGCUUGCGUUUGUAAUAGGCUUCUAAUUUUGAAGUGCACUGUAGAUCACUAAAAAAUUAUAAUAAAUUAUGGUAUUAUGCUAACCUUGUAAUUGCUGUGUACUAAAACUGUAGUUGAAAUUAUGUUAUUCCGAAGAGAGAUUUUAUGCUUUAACUUGUAUGCGUUAUGUGCUAAUGACUGUUGGGGUAAAAGCAUUGAGAUGAGAAUAUCUCAGGAUUUGUUUGACUCGACCUUGUAUUAUUUAUCGUGACUAUGUAUCACAUUUUGAGGUAUAUUUUCGGGUCACCUCUUACUAGCCGGUCACCUCUUGAAUGGUUGUCAUUCGAGCCUGAAAAAUAUGUACACAUUGUGAUUGAUAUCAAUAGGAAAUGAUCAACUCGUGAAAACGGGCGAUUCAUUUAGUCAAGACCUGUGGGAGAAAUUUUCAUAUUUACAACCACGUUUUCCAAGUUUAUUCAAUCCAUUUUUCAAACCAUUUCAAAUAUUGCUCAUAAUAAAAUAUAUGGGAUUUAGGUUACUUUUCUAUGCAAUAUUGAUAUAUGUUAAUUCCUUUCAAUAACCUUUGCAACCAUGAUCAGAAUUGAACAUAUAUGUGUGUAAUACGGCAUCCUUUGUAGAACUCGGUGAAAACAUAACGUCUGUUCGUGUGGUGUUUGAAGUCGCUCUUAAUUAGUUAGUCCUAAAUUUUCUCUCCUUGUAUUUAUAAUCAAAGUUAUUAUGUGUACCUCUUGUUUAUCUGUUGAGCAUUAAAAAUACUAUGCUGCUACUAUGGUAAUGCUAUUAAUGUUGAGAGUUGAAAAAUCAGAAAGGAAUUUUGUUCUACGGCAAAAAUGUAAAGGAUUGAUGGAUUAUUCAGCGCAGUUUUAUUGAUUUUAAUGCGAAAGCUUUAAUGACAUGGUUGAAAAAUUUUUACUCUAUCGAAGUGUUCUAUCACAUUUUGAUGUUAGAACACACAAGUUUUUGUUUGCAGAUGCAACAAGUUCUCGUGAGCUACGAUAGCGAACAUGCUAAGUCUUUUGGUACUGCCGUGGCAAACUCAUGCCAGCUUCAAUUUAUAAUUUCCUACUUUCGAGUCGAUUUGCUUGUCAGUGAGUUCGUUAGCUGAAUUGCGCAAUAGGGUUCUUUUCACACGUGUAAUAUUGAAUGCAGUUCUUAAUAUUAUGUUAAAAACCAUCAGUAAUUUGUUACUAAUAACCUCAACCGACAUUGACAGAUCAGUGUCCUCCUAUAUCGAAUUCUUUGUUCAAUAACCGUACUGAUUGAUCAUGAACGUUUUUAUUACCUCUAUUUUAAUCGAAAUUGAGUUUUCGUGAAUAGGUAUGAUGGCUGAAAGAUGACAUGCUUAAAAUUUCACACAUUAAGUUGUUGAAGUUGACUCUGAAAGUCAUCUGAUUAUUAACGGCUAACGUUAAGUUUCACUUGAUGCAAGUUAGGGUAUAGUGUGAUAUUUUAAUAUAAGGAUACGAAUUUAAAUAUGAUAUCUACUGUAGUGAGAUUACUAAUACACGAGCUCAAGACGGA
Messenger RNA from Hyalella azteca, 2730 nucleotides. Its product is annotated as ras-related protein Rab-18-B. The record is from RefSeq and is a predicted model, not a curated record. The transcript has 5 exons. Lineage: Eukaryota; Metazoa; Arthropoda; Malacostraca; Amphipoda; Hyalellidae. The coding region runs from base 158 to 787 and encodes 209 amino acids. Gene Ontology annotation, molecular function: GTP binding; GTPase activity.